This is a messenger RNA of Rosa rugosa (rugosa rose), 2025 nucleotides long. Its product is annotated as probable eukaryotic translation initiation factor 5-1. Bases 456 to 1775 code for a protein of 439 amino acids. Gene Ontology annotation, biological process: translational initiation; formation of cytoplasmic translation initiation complex; formation of translation preinitiation complex. The transcript has 2 exons. Gene Ontology annotation, molecular function: translation initiation factor activity; eukaryotic initiation factor eIF2 binding; GDP-dissociation inhibitor activity. The record is from RefSeq and is a predicted model, not a curated record. Gene Ontology annotation, cellular component: cytosol. Lineage: Eukaryota; Viridiplantae; Streptophyta; Magnoliopsida; Rosales; Rosaceae.
CCCAACGCCGCAUAUAAAUUGCGUGCAUUCUCCAUUCUCUCUCGCCCAAGACGCAAAGCAUAACCAGAUAACAUCCUCAUCCUCCUCCACUCUAGGGUUUCCUCUCUCUCUCUCUCUUCUCCUCCUCCGUCUCCAAUACCAUCAGGAAGUUGGCAGUUCAUUCUGCUACAUUGCAUUUCGUCAAAGUGGAGUGUGUGAAGUUUGUACCCUAUUUUAUGUCUGAACGGGCCUCUCUCUAUUGGUCGUCAAUCGGAUUGCUUGGUGAGUAUUGUCCUACUAGAAAAAAGUACAGAUUUACUGCUGGUGAAGUUGAAUGCAUCCAUCUUGGAUCAUUAGAAGGCAAUAACGCUCACUCUCUUGGUUGCCAUUUUAUGCAACCUGUUCCCUUUGCCGACUUAUCUGAUAAAGGAGCCCUUCUCCUAUAAUUCAUCAUCUCUGUCAUACCCUUGUUGAAGAUGGCUCUACAGAACAUUGGUGCUUCCAACCGUGAUGAUGCCUUCUACAGGUAUAAGAUGCCAAGGAUGAUAACUAAGAUUGAAGGUAGAGGAAAUGGCAUCAAGACUAAUGUGGUUAACAUGGUGGAAAUCGCAAAGGCCUUGGCUAGACCUGCUUCUUAUACCACCAAGUAUUUUGGCUGUGAGCUUGGAGCACAGUCAAAGUUCGAUGAGAAGACUGGAACUUCCCAUGUGAAUGGUGCUCAUGACACUGCAAAGCUUGCUGGACUUCUUGAGAACUUCAUUAAGAAAUAUGUGCAGUGCUAUGGCUGUGGGAACCCUGAAACUGAGAUUAUCAUCACUAAGACGCAGAUGCUCAAUCUCAAAUGUGCUGCAUGUGGGUUUGUGUCUGAUGUUGACAUGAGGGACAAGCUUACAACUUUUAUCCUCAAGAAUCCUCCAGAGCAGAAGAAGUCUGCCAAAGAAAAGAAAGCCAUGAGGAGGGCAGACAAAGAGCAGCUUAAGGAAGGGGAGGCUGCUGAUGAGGAGCAAAAGAAGCUUAAGAAGGAGGCAGCAAGAAAGAAAGGCACUUCUGGCUCCAAAGUAUCAAGCAAGAAGAAAACCACCGGUUCGGAUGAGGAUCACUCCCCUACUCGGAGCCACGGAGAUGUGAUUGACCAAGCCGCUGAAGACGAUGAUGAUGAUGUCCAGUGGCAGACAGACACAUCCAUAGAGGCAGCCAAGAAGCGAAUCGAGGAGCAGUUGAGUGCUGCUACUGCUGAUAUGGUCAUGCUUUCUACCACAGAAGAGAAGAAAAAAUCUCCACCAAAGUCUCCAGAGCGUGAAAAGAAAGCUGAGGCUAAGAGUGAGAAUGGUGCUGAUAAUGUCCAUGGGAAGCUUGUUGAUGAGAUCAAACAAUCCUUGAAAGCCGGGAGCAAUAGCAGUCAGCUCAAAACCCUUUUGGGUACUCUUUCUGGUACUCCCCAAGAGAAAAUGGAUGCCUUACUUGAAGCUCUCUUUGAAGGUGUUGGAAAGGGGUUCUCCAAGGAGGUGACCAAGAAGAUCAAGUACAUUUCUGAAGCAACUAUAGCCGAGGGCUCUCAGCUGACUUUGUUGCGUGGACUUGAGUCCUUCUGUGAUAAGGCGAACCCUGAUGCUACAAAGGAGGUGGCCUUGGUUUUGAAAUCACUGUAUGAUGAAGAUGUGCUGGAGGAAGAGUAUAUUAUGAAGUGGUAUCAGCAAGGCUUAAGCGGCAAGGCAAAAAGCUCCCAGAUUUGGAAGAACAUUAAGCCUUUCAUUGAGUGGCUCCAGAGUGCUGAGUCGGAGACAGAAGAGGAGUGAAUGGCAUAUCUAACAUGCUCGCUUGCAUUAUUUGCUGCUUGAUUACUAGUAUGGAGUAUUAGUUGUGUUUUCUUAUUUUAUUUCCUCUUGAAUAAUGAGGUAUUAGUUGUCUUUGUCUGGAAAUAAAGGGGGAGUUGAUGGGUUGGGCUUGUCUGGCCUGCCCCCUGUUAUGAAUUGCGUUUUUGUUUGAGAUGAACUUAUUUGUUCUUGUUAUAUGUUUCGAUAAUAAUGUUCAUACUUCAUUUUCAAA